UACCGCCGCGUGCCCUACCCGGUGCUGGCCAACAACACCAAGCUGCGCCUGGCCUACGACGCCGUGCUGACCAUCACCAUCGACUCGCCCGACGCCUCCUUCCACGAGGCCCUCGAGGAGGCCAAGGCGGCCUACGAGGUCCCCGCCAACAUCAACCCCGUGGAGGUCCACCCGCUCUUCACCACCAUCUACAACUCCAUCUACUUCCUGGCCACGGCGGUGGAGGCCACGCGCCGCAGCGGCCGCUGGGUGAUGGGCACCACCGUGGCCGACCACGCCCGCGACUUCCAGCUCCGGGGCUUCUGCCAGAACUUCACCGUGGACGAGGACGGCGACGUCUCGGUGCCCUACGUGGUGCUGGACACGGACGGCAAAGGCCACCACCUGUGGGCGGUCUACGGCCUGGAGCCGGGCACGCGCGGCCUCAGCUACCGCAGCCACAGCCCCCACUGGCCCCACAGCUCCAGCCCCGACACCGACGCCGGCUGCUGGUUCGACUCGGGCGCCAUCUGCAACGGCGGGCUGGACGCCGGCCUCGUGUUCUUCCUCUUCCUCCUCAUCGCCGCGCUCGUCGCUGCCGGCGCCGCCCUGGCCUGUCACAUCAGGCGCCGCCUGCAGCAGGCGCAGCUCCUGAAGGGCCCCGACAAAAUCAUCCUGACCAUGGAGGACCUGACCUUCAUCAACACCCAGAGCAGCAAACAGGUGGACAGCAGCCACGCCAGCCUGGCCGGUCAGAGCGGGGCCGACGCCAAGAGCGUGCGCAGCGCCGCGCCCGGCCCCGACACCACCAACGUGGCCGUGGCCGAGGUGAGACCCCCGGCCCCUCCCCCCGGCAGCAGCCACCUGCCCCUCGUGCUGCUGCUCUUUAGGCGGCAGGGCCUUGUCGCCUCCGCGCAGGGUGACUGGGUGUGGCUGAAGAAGUUCCCGGGGGAUCAGCACACGGAGGUGAGACCGGCCACCAAGCUGACCUUCUGCAAGCUGCGGGACCUGCGUCACGAGAACGUGAACCUGUUCCUGGGCUUCUUCCACGACUGCGGCAUCUUCGCCAUCGUGUCGGAGCACUGCACGCGCGGCAGCCUGGAGGACCUGCUGCGCAACCAGGACAUGAAGCUCGACUGGAUGUUCAAGUCCUCGCUCCUCAUCGACCUCAUCAAGGGCGUGCGCUACCUGCACCACCGCGGCGUCGUCCACGGGCGCCUCAAGUCCCGGAACUGCGUGGUGGACGGGCGCUUCGUGCUCAAGGUCACCGACCACGGCUACAACCAACUGCUGGAGGCGCAGCGCGUCCCGGCCCCGCCCCCGCAGGCGCACG
Molecule: messenger RNA, 1312 nt
Organism: Hirundo rustica (Barn swallow)
Lineage: Eukaryota; Metazoa; Chordata; Aves; Passeriformes; Hirundinidae
Product: retinal guanylyl cyclase 1-like
Exons: 9
Biological process (GO): protein phosphorylation; cGMP biosynthetic process; receptor guanylyl cyclase signaling pathway
Molecular function (GO): protein kinase activity; ATP binding; peptide receptor activity
Source: RefSeq, a predicted model, not a curated record